AUGGCCACGAAUACGGAAAAUGAAUCUACAGUCUCAAGAGAAGUAGAGAAGCCUCCAAUUGAGCCUAUACGGUUGCCUUCGGUCGAGGAGAUUCGAGGCCAAGACAUUUGGAACAACUGUGCUGUGCGUAGUGUUGUCAGUGGAGUUAUGGGUGGUGGGCUUGGAUUGAUGAUGGGCUUGCUUCUUGGGGCGUUAGACACUCCUCUAAUGCAAGACGAAAUGACUGGCAGACAGCAGUUCAUUUACCAAGCAAAGCAGAUGGGCCGGAGGAGUUGGAGUUCUGCAAGAGCAUUUGCAGUUAUGGGGUUUGUUUUCUCAGCUGCUGAGUGUGUUGUUGAAAAGGCACGAGCUAAACAUGACACAACAAAUACAGUUGUUGCUGGAUGUGUAACUGGAGGUGCACUGUCAGCAAAAGGCAUAUCACCAUAUGAUUCUACCUGCACACUUGCUUUCCCUUUCUUCUCCUUUGGAAGGGAUGGGGAAGACAAGUAA
Molecule: messenger RNA, 492 nt
Organism: Prunus armeniaca (apricot)
Lineage: Eukaryota; Viridiplantae; Streptophyta; Magnoliopsida; Rosales; Rosaceae
Source: the annotation of a GenBank genome assembly